CGGGAAGCGGAGCGCGCGCUGGAGCCAGUGGAUGACCGGGUCCCUGUAGGAACGGUGCCCGCGACUCGGGAGGAUGAAGGUCAUCACUUGCGAGAUCGCCUGGCACAACAAGGAGCCGGUGUACAGCCUGGACUUCCAGCACGGCGCGGCCGGCAGGGUCCACAGGCUGGCGUCCGCGGGCGUGGACACCGCCGUGAGGGUCUGGAAGGUGGAAAAAGGACCGGAUGGAAAGGCCAUCGUUGAAUUUUUGUCCAACCUGGCCCGUCACACCAAAGCCGUCAAUGUCGUGCGCUUCUCUCCCAAUGGGGAGAUUUUAGCAUCCGGAGGAGACGAUGCGGUCAUCCUGCUGUGGAAGGUGAACGACAGCAAGGAGCCCGAGCAGGUGGCCUUUCAGGACGAGGACGAGGCGGAGCUGAACAAGGAGAACUGGACGGUGGUGAAGACGCUGAGGGGCCACCUAGAGGAUGUGUACGAUAUCUGCUGGGCCACCGAUGGCAAUUUGAUGGCUUCCGCCUCUGUGGACAACACGGCCAUCAUCUGGGACGUCAGUAAAGGACAGAAGAUCUCGAUUUUUAAUGAACAUAAAAGUUAUGUACAAGGAGUUACCUGGGAUCCUUUGGGCCAAUAUAUUGCGACCCUGAGCUGUGAUCGGACGCUGCGGGUGUACAGCACACAGAAGAAGCGCGUGGCUUUCAAUGUCUCGAAGAUGCUGGCGGGCGCGGGCGCCGAGAGGAGAAGGUAGGUAGGAGAUAGAUGCCCGGGCGCCGAGGGAGAGGCCAGAAGUUACCGGAUGUUUCACGACGACAGCAUGAAGUCGUUCUUCCGGCGACUGAGCUUCACUCCCGACGGCUCCCUGCUGCUCACCCCAGCCGGAUGCGUGGAGUCUGGCGAAAAUGUAACCAACACCACGUACCUCUUCUCCAGGAAGAAUCUGAAAAGGCCUGUGGCGCAUCUCCCGUGUCCCGGAAAAGCCACGCUUGCUGUCCGCUGCUGCCCCGUCUACUUUGAGUUGAGGCCGGAGGCGGAAACAGACGGGCCGGCCCAGGGGCCGCUGGUGCGCCUGCCCUACCGCGUGGUGUUCGCUGUGGCUUCCGAGGACUCCGUGCUCUUCUACGACACCCAGCAGCUCUUCCCUUUCGGCUACGUGUCCAACAUCCACUACCACACCCUGAGCGACAUCUCCUGGUCCAGCGACGGGGCCUUCCUGGCCAUUUCCUCCACCGAUGGCUACUGCUCCUUCGUGACCUUUGAGAAGGGUGAGCUUGGAGCACCUUUCAAAGAGAAGCCGGAUCUGAGCACGAGAACUCCUGAGACGGCGAAGAAAACCAAGCGUCAGACCCAACAGGAGUCCUCGCCGGGACCCAGGCUGGGGGAGGGCACCCCCGCCAGCAGAAUCCCAGACCCCGGCAGCCCCUGCCCAGCACCCGCUCCGGGGAAGCCGUCCGCAGCCCCAGCACCCAAGGACUCGCCCUCCACGGCUGCCACCGCCAGGGGCGCGGCGCCCAGGCCCUCGGAGGAGAAGAGCCCGCCCAGCAGUCAGACCACGAAAGCGCCCCCGCCCCGGAGGGUCACCCUGCACACCCUGCAGGCCUGGAGCAAGACACCCCGGAGAGUGACCGUGAUGCCCUUGAAGACGGAUGCCCCGAAUUCUGCGCCAGGCGGUGUGGUUUCCGCCCCGCCCAUGGAGGUCCAGCCAGCCUUGUCGGUGAACGUUUCAGAGCCGCCUGGAGACGUGCAGGUCAGCUCCCCGGAGCGGAAGCGGCCCAGGCUCGCCGAGGACAGAGGCGGCGCCCAGGGGCGGGAGCCGGGGGGAGACCUGGCUUGUGCUUGAAGGCUGCACGGCUGGGGACUCCCAGCGCUCAGGGAAGGGCCGACGACCCCAGUUCGGGCCGUCAGAGGAGCCUGGCGGGCCCCCAACCUGAUUCCUGGACCAAGUUGCACGUGGCCGGCGUCCCCCAGCGAAGGGUCUGCUCCUGCCUUCGCGUGAGUUUCCCUGAGACGCGGACAUGUCACCGGGCCAGCCGUCCCCUGACGCGUUUCCGGAGCUGGACCCGUCGAACAUUGUCCGGUGUGAACACCGGUCGCUCCUCCCUGAAACCCUGCGGGAGUGAGACCCUCACGGGGCCAGUGAAUGCCGGGUGUUCGAAUGGUUAUUAGAUUUCCCUUGUACAUAGUGGGUUAACUUUUGUUUGUUCUAUUUGCAUUCUGAUUGUAAAGGUGAUGCUCGUUCUAAACAGUUAGUAAACCGGCGUGAAGGGGAAGAGCAGGUGGGGAUAGGGAGCUUCGUCCUCCCACCCCCUGCUUUGGCAUAAAGACUUUUAUUCUUUUUAAGGAGAGAGGUGAGAUUUUACUUGAGAUACAAUUUGGUAUCCAAAUAGGUUAACUUUUUAGGUUGAUUUUUCAAAGAAGUAACUUAGUCAUUUA
This is a messenger RNA of Myotis lucifugus (little brown bat), 2424 nucleotides long. RefSeq names its product chromatin assembly factor 1 subunit B (gene CHAF1B). Gene Ontology annotation, cellular component: CAF-1 complex; nucleus. The record is from RefSeq and is a predicted model, not a curated record. Lineage: Eukaryota; Metazoa; Chordata; Mammalia; Chiroptera; Vespertilionidae. Gene Ontology annotation, molecular function: protein binding. Gene Ontology annotation, biological process: DNA replication-dependent chromatin assembly; nucleosome assembly.